AUCUUAGUAUUAUGAUUGUUAGAUAUGACAGUAUAACCUAUAUGUUAUGAAGUUUAAACAUUAUUUAUGUGUAAAAUAAUUCUCAAAUAUUGCAGUUUUUAAUUUGUGUAUUAAACAUUUUUACAUUUUGUUACGGAUAAUAAUGUUUUAAGUUUAUAAGACUUAUAAAUAUGGCAGUUUGUGUAGCUGUAAUUGGAAAAGACAAUUCUCCUAAAUAUAUUAGAUGUAUAGAUGAAUCAUCAGCAUUGCAAUUUCAUUGCAAAGUUCAUACAUCAAUUGACAUUAUAGAGGAAAAAUUAAACGUAGGAAAUAAAACUACUAUUGAUAUACGAGAUCUAUAUUUAGGCUUAUUAUAUGCUACAGAAGAAUAUAAAAUAUAUGGUUAUGUUACAAAUACAAAAAUCAAAUUUAUUAUUGUAUUACAUUCAUCAAAUAUAUCUCUGAGAGAUAAUGAUGUAAAAGUAAUUUUUAAGAAAUUACAUGCAGCUUAUUCUAAUGCUGUAUGUAAUCCAUUUUACAUUCCAGGUGAUCAACUUAAUUCCAAAUCUUUUGAUCUAGCAGUAAUGGAGAUAAUGGGUAUUAUAUCACCUUUUUAAUUAAUUAUAUUUGAAUUUAAUAUAUUAUGUAUAUAUUACAAAUAGAUAUAAUUAAAUUACAUAAAAAUUAUAACAAAACCAUAUUUAUUUUAUUUUUUUUAAAUAUAUUAUAAUUUUGAAAGAAAAAUUAAAAAAAUAUAUUUAAAUGA
Apis cerana (Asiatic honeybee) is the source of this 745-nucleotide messenger RNA. RefSeq names its product trafficking protein particle complex subunit 2-like protein. Gene Ontology annotation, biological process: endoplasmic reticulum to Golgi vesicle-mediated transport. The record is from RefSeq and is a predicted model, not a curated record. Lineage: Eukaryota; Metazoa; Arthropoda; Insecta; Hymenoptera; Apidae.